AUGAAGGCUUCAGCGGUCGUUGUCGGCCUGGUGUCAACCGUUGCCGUCUUCAGUUGUCUACCCGGCGCGCUGGGACAGCAGCAAGAUGGCCUUUGGGCACGACUCCGCCGGGCCAUCGGCGAGACCCAAUCUGACGAGGCGGACCAGCAACCUGGGAAGCCUCACGCCAUUCCAGUCCCGGAAGUGAAGGACUACAGCUAUCCACCCUAUGGUUAUCCACCACCUCCGCCUUCUUCAUCUGCACUGUCGUCUUCUGAAUCCACCACUCCAGGAUAUGGUCCUCAACCCUCGAGUGAAGCAUCUUCAAGCUCGUCAUCUUCCGAUGACUAUGGAAUAUCGUCGACAGCAGCGUACGGAACUAGUACCACCAGUUCUGGCGGAUACCCUCUUCCUGUGACUCCCUCGUCUACUGAAGGAGGAUACACGUCUAUUUCCGAGACGAGCUCUUCUUCCACAGAGAGCGGCUACUCAUUUGAGACUCUCACUUCUGGGCUACCAAGCAAUGCUCCUUCCACUCCCGCGACUUCCUUCGACAGGCUCAGCGUCACAGAACGCAACGGUUUCCAGCGCAACUCUUUCGGGGUCGCAGUCUUUGAACCAAACAACCACUCUCCGGCCAAGUGUUGGAGCGACCUCUGUCCCAGCCUCGAUUUCGGCAUCUCUGUUUACAUUGAGCACCUCUUCCACACUACCAGUCAAUUAUACUUCUUUCACAUCUGGAAGCUUAAUAUCUUCAAUCGUUACCUCUGGAACUCCGAGCCUUACUUCCCCAUCCGAUUCCAUUUCGGCGUCAGGAUCGGAAGGACUGCCGACCUCGGCUCCAGCAGGGAAUACGGCAGAGAGUUCUUCGCCCACAUAUUCACCAUCAUUGUCUGGCACAAUUACGGCCAGUCUGAAUACGAGUUCUUCAGGCUCGUCGCCAUCAUCUAUUCCAUCUAUACCCUCGAGCUCGAGUCAUCACUGGGAAAAUCCUUUAUCGUCGACCACCUUUCUUCCUUCUUCGAGCUGGAUUGUUGCCACGAAGUCUGCGUCGUCUUACCCGGCUCAGAUCUCGAACUCUACGGUUUCAACACCAUCUUCUGUUUUAUCCGGGUCACUAAAUACGGGUACAGAAAAUUCGGUCUUAUCCACUAUCCUGCCAUCAGGGACUCUUGUGACAACUCUUGCGACAAGCAGCAUUACGCCAGCCGCCAACACGACGAGAUCUACUACUUUGUUCCCAAGCUCUGUAUCGUUUUCUAUACCUGGGACGACGCUUUCGAGUCUGAACUCAACCAGCACCUCGAUUCCAUCCUCAUAUUUGUCGCAUCAAACGCCUUUACCAUCUCUCCACUCGACAUCUUUUACCAGUGGUCCGACAUCAAGUGCUCCUUUCUCCAGUUUUGGAUCUGGAUCCAGUUAUUCAACCGGUUCAUCUUCAGUUCUUCUCUACCCGAUGACAAUAUCCCCAGAAUCAUCGGCUUCGACCUCGAACUCCGCUCAAAACUUUUCAAGCGUAAAUUUACCAUCAACCAGCUCUGGCAACAUCAGCACAACCACUACAGGCUCGUCCAUCCCGACGUCAAUCUCAACAUCUGUGCCAUUGACAAGCCAAUCGCCAUCUCCCACUUCCAGCUAUGGGUCGUCACUGGCGCCCUUCCCAGUUACAAAUGGAACUUCCUCGACUCCAGGAACUGGCUCACUGCCGGGCACAGCACUGUCGACUUACUCAUCUCUGUCUUCUACAUUGACACUCGUUCCCCCGGUGAAUACAUCGCUCUCGACCCCCUUGCCCAGUCGGAGCUCUGUACCGGGGACAACCCAGCCGCUGACGUCGUCGAGUCCCCCCUAUCCCACCUCAAAUUUUGCAAACUCUUCAACGCGGGCAACGACAAGCGAGGUGGGCACAGCUAG
Messenger RNA from Lasiosphaeria miniovina, 1893 nucleotides. RefSeq lists its product as uncharacterized. NCBI's taxonomy places the organism in Eukaryota, Fungi, Ascomycota, Sordariomycetes, Sordariales, Lasiosphaeriaceae. The record is from RefSeq and is a predicted model, not a curated record. The transcript has 8 exons. Bases 1 to 1893 code for a protein of 630 amino acids.